AUGCCGAUUUGCAAAUAUUUCCUGCAGGGCCGCUGUCGUUACGGCCAUAACUGUUUGAAUGAACAUCCGAAGGGAGGAGAAGGAGGAGGAGGGGAAGUCAUUAAGAUGGACAUGGAGAUCUGGGAGAACUCGCACCAGUGGUGGCUCUCGUGUUAUUCUAACUCCAAAGCACCUUUAUCUGGUUUCACUGAUUUCUCUCAAGAAGAGCUCAGGUGGGAGUAUUACUCUCGAAGAGCUUUGGGGGAUCUGCAGAGCUACGCUACUAAGAAAGUCAAGACAGUGCUUCAAUAG
Limanda limanda (common dab) is the source of this 291-nucleotide messenger RNA. RefSeq names its product nucleoporin NUP42-like. The record is from RefSeq and is a predicted model, not a curated record. Gene Ontology annotation, molecular function: metal ion binding; nuclear export signal receptor activity. The transcript is spliced from 4 exons. Bases 1 to 291 code for a protein of 96 amino acids. NCBI's taxonomy places the organism in Eukaryota, Metazoa, Chordata, Actinopteri, Pleuronectiformes, Pleuronectidae. Gene Ontology annotation, cellular component: nuclear envelope.